AUGGCUCACGACAACGGCCCUUCCACGCCAUCAGGUUCCCAGGUGCCAGAUCACAUUACUCGGUCAGCACCUGGCUCAGCCGAUGCGACGCCCAAGCCGCGAUCUUUGCACCCAAGUGCAUCAUCCUCUCCUAGCCAGCAACUCCCGUCUCGGCCAACCAACGAAUCUUUGCCCAAGUCGUUGCUCCCUGCGGCGGAGCUGUACGAGUCCACACCUAAACUGAAAAGUUCGGAGUCGACCUUGCUUCAAGCCUUUUACGAACCCUUGCACUCUCUAGACAUGGCGGCGGAUUUCAAGCCAGGAAGUGACGGCGACUCAAGCGCACGCGUCGGACAGACCAUCCCGCCCGAAUACUGGGUGCCGAUCAACAUCAACCAUUACUUAGUCAUCGCGAACGCCCACCUCUCCAAAAAUUCGGUCAAGCAAGCCUUGUCAGCCCGCCACACCCCGACACUCGAACCUACCUUCCGCGUCAGAAGAGAGGCUGAUAUCGUCACCUACUCGUCGACUCAUCUCACCUACGCGGUGAGCCACGCUUUGGGCGCGACUCUAGCACAGCCCGUUGAGGUUACGAACGAGUAUCAGUACAGUAACCUAGCCCGAGUCGACCGCGUCUGGAGGUCAUGGGGCGCCACGACAGGCUCGUUUGCGAUGCUCGAGAUAAAGAACUACGGGAUAAUCGACGCGGAAGAGUUCCAAAGGGCUAUGUAUCGCGAGCCGGGGGUCAAGAACUCCACUCUUUUUGCCAACCUGUCCAUCUUGUCCAUCAUCAAGCAGAUCACAAACUAUGUGCAGAUCCCCACCUACGGGACGCGGUACGCCAGCCUCUACGACGGCAAAUACCUCUUCCUAGGUGUGUUCGAAACACCGCCCCAACCGACCGACCGCCCCAUCCUCAAGGGGACCUUGGUCCCCUGCACUGGGGCAGAGAACACACAGGCCCGAAGGGCGCUACUCGGCUGGCUCAUCGAGGCCUGGGAGAAGAAGCAACGGGGCGAAAACGAGAACAUUGCCGAGACCCAAAGGCCGCCUCGCCCUCCGCGCAAACCCUAG
Messenger RNA from Chaetomium globosum CBS 148.51, 1053 nucleotides. RefSeq lists its product as uncharacterized. The record is from RefSeq and is a predicted model, not a curated record. The transcript has 2 exons. NCBI's taxonomy places the organism in Eukaryota, Fungi, Ascomycota, Sordariomycetes, Sordariales, Chaetomiaceae. The coding region runs from base 1 to 1053 and encodes 350 amino acids.